Lolium perenne is the source of this 528-nucleotide messenger RNA. RefSeq lists its product as uncharacterized. Lineage: Eukaryota; Viridiplantae; Streptophyta; Magnoliopsida; Poales; Poaceae. Gene Ontology annotation, molecular function: nucleic acid binding; 3'-5' exonuclease activity. The record is from RefSeq and is a predicted model, not a curated record. Gene Ontology annotation, cellular component: nucleus; cytoplasm.
AUGGAGCACCUCGUGCGCGACCCGGAUCUUCGGUCUCGGGUGUACCACCUCAAGGCCGAAGGGAUGGCGUUCAAGGUCACGGUCGCGCUCCGUGCAAGAAGGGUGGAGAAGUGGAUCCGCGGCGUGAAGAGGGACUUUCUCGGCGCCGCAACGACCAAGUGCGUCGGCUUGGACUGCGAGUUCACCGACCCUCGCAUGGGUAAUCAGCGCGUCGCCGUCCUUCAACUCUCGGUGGCGUCCAAGACGUUGGUGUUCCAGAUUAUUCAUGCCGAUGAAGUGCCACAAGUGCUCAAGGAUUUCUUGCAGGACGAGAACAUCAGAUUCUACGGCAUUCAUAUCACUUCCACGCACGACCUCCAGAAGGCAGUCCCGAACCCCACCAACAAUCCCAUUCCAAGUCUAUAUGAUUUGGAAACUAUACCAUUGAGACAAACCUUGAGAAGAAGAAGUACAACAAGAAGAAGAUGGACGUCGCCACGUAAUAAAAAGAAGAUGAACUCAUUUUUGGAUGGGCCAAUUAUCCAUUGA